AUGGAAGUCAUCUCCUUCAAACCCCCUGUCGACAACAUGGUUCUCGAUGGUGAGGAGCAUGAAGUAGCACUCUAUAUGCGGCGCCGUUGUUCUCCGGGACCCCUUGUUGCUUUCUUCUGCUUCUUCUUGCGCUCAGAAGCCGCGCCCAUAAACCGUAUCUGGCGCUGGACCGAUCUGUCCAAUUGCAAUGAAAAAUUCACAGAGGCCACCCCGAGGAGUCAGGUGCGAGCCCCCAAGCAAGGAAGCACUUCGUACCAGAGACCGUAUGUCACCGGCUUGGAUCCGUCUCCAACGGCCGACUUACCUUGUAACCUACGAAGUACAAAGCCGGAUGUCGAGGACGGGAUGCUGGGGAGAGGCGGCAUGGCUGCCUCAGGGGCUCAGAAGGACAGAACAGAGGCUUCCGAAGUAAUUAAUUACGGAGUACACAUACUGGUAAUUGAUGGAAGGGACGGACCCCCGGAUUUAGAAGACCUGGCCAAGAAUUUCAUCACAGCACGCGGGGGCUCUGGAAACUGGGACCCCCGGACGGUGAUGAUCAUGACGAUGUAUCAGAACAAAUGGAGGAUGAACGGGAUCGUGGUGCUUGUCCGUUCCCUUUCCACCCGGCUGAACGGAAAACAUUAUCAUAUUUCGCCGAGUGGACGUAUCAUCCCCAUAAUAAAUGACGUUACUCGAGUCCGACCUGCCAGCGUCUGCACAGGAAGAGCCGCUUCCCCUGCGUGCCCGCUGUGGAUCCCUAAUCCGAAAGCCGCCAUUGGCCGUAUCAUGACAACAAAAUCACCUACCACAUGCAACUUGGCUGCGGUCAGCCUGGCUUUUGUUCCGACUUCUCCCGACCUCGUACUGAAAAUCCCAAAUCGUACCUGGUAUCUUGACCGACGAUACCUCGCGUCGCAAGGGGAACAGAAGUCUCGACCUAGUCUCUCCCGGUCAGCGAUUCAUGUCACGGGGGUCAUGAAAACCGCACGCUUCUCAUCUCGCCCUGAAAGCUUCGAUGGACGGUCUGGUCCCCUCUGUGCUGGUGACUCCACACCGAAAUCCUCCGUUGGACCGGGGGGUUCAACUGGCUUGGGGCUGAGUAAACCCAGCAACGACGCCAUUUGCAAACGGAAGCCCGAUCAAACAUUUAAACCGAUUUCAGCCCAACCACCUACGGGUCUUUCCCCGACACGAGAAUCCGCCGGAAUCCAGUUCAUCUACACGUAG
Molecule: messenger RNA, 1209 nt
Organism: Sodiomyces alkalinus F11
Lineage: Eukaryota; Fungi; Ascomycota; Sordariomycetes; Glomerellales; Plectosphaerellaceae
Exons: 12
Coding region: 1-1209 (402 amino acids)
Source: RefSeq, a predicted model, not a curated record